UAUUGGGUAAUCAGCCCCAAAUGAAGCGUAGACGUCUCCAUUGGGAUAAUUUACAAUGCAUUGAAUAUGCUGCAUCGAAAGAAGGAGCCUCAGCAUUGUUAAAUCCUACAGAAUUAUCAUCUGAUUCACAUAGAUUAAAUCGUAGACUUCGGCCAGCAAACCGAAAGCAUCGACAAAAUGUGCUUCCUUCACAAAACAAAUUUAUAGCAUGUAAUUCAAGUACAUCUGUUUCUUCACCACUAAAGGCUGCACCAGGUUAUCCAAGAGCAUCUGUUUCUUCACCACUCAAGGCUGCACCAGGUUAUCCAAGUACAUCUGUUUCUUCAACACUAAAGGCUGCACCAGGUUAUCCAAGUACAUCUAUUUCUUCACCACUAAAGGCUGCACCAGGUUAUCCAAGAGCAUCUGUUUUUUCACCACUCAAGGCUGCACCAGGUUAUCCAAGUACAUCUGUUUCUUCAACACUAAAGGCUGCACCAGGUUAUCCAACUUCAUCUGUUUCUUCACCACUAAAGGCUGCACCAGGUUAUCCAACUGCAUCUGUUUCUUCACCACUAAAGGCUGCACCAGGUUAUCCAAGUACAUUUGUAUCUUCACCACUCCAGGGAGCACCAAGUUAUCCAGGUGCAUAUGUUUCUUCACCACAGCAUAUUGCACAAAGUUUUUCCCGGUUGAAAAAAUAUAAUUUUUCUGGGUUUUCUAGGGCUUCAUUAUUAAUAACAGAAACUUCUGAAUCAUCAGGAAAUAUUAGAAAAGACCAUGGUGGGAAUGAAGCUGAGUGUGAUCAGAGCAAGUUUAUUUCUAAUUCACGUGAGCAAAAUCUUUUCUUGAUUCAACAUACAGGUCUUCCUAGGAAGUUCAAGGAAAUAUCAUGUGAGAGAAAAUCAAGAGAUACAGAUAUUUUUCAGAAUGAUCGAUCAGCUCUUUCCUUAAAUUUAAAUUCAGUUAAAAAAAGAAACUCUAAUAAAAAAAAAGCAAAAAGAAAACUCUCUCAAAAGAACACACUAGAAAAUUACUUUAAGACUUUUCCUGUAAAAGACACUAUAAAACUUAAUGUUAGUGUUGAUAGCAGAAAUGAAGGUUAUUUUGUUGGUCCGAGUAAAUCUUCAUCUCAAUUUGAGUCUAAAUGUUUAACAUCUCUAGGACACUUGGGUACUCCAACAAGCAAAUCCAAUGUAUAUGAAAAUCCAGAGAGUGAUCAUGCUAUAGAUUUACAAACUCUUCCUGUCAUAAGGGACCGAAAUUAUGAUAUGAUAAACAACUUAGUGGAUGAUGAACUUUUUGGAGAUACAUAUGGACUGUUAGGUACUGAAGAUGCUGUAUUUAGGCUGGCUGCAGAAGCAGAGGAGAUUGCUGAUAGUGCCAAAUCUCAAGGAAUUGAUUACUUUGCUCUAUUGCCAGUUCAUUGUUUUGAGUUGAUCUUGUGUCAUCUUCCAGUGUUGGACCUCCUUCUUAACCUAACAAAAGUGAACAAAUACUGGAAUCAAGUGAUUAGUAACAAACAUUUCAUACCCUGGAAGAAGAUGUACCACAGGCUGAAGACCAACAGUGAUGCAGGGGUAAAAAUCCAAAUCAAAACUAUCUGUGAAAAUUAUGACAUGAAUUCUGUGAAGUAUUGCAUUAUAGGACUGAUCAGGUACAUGAAAAGCUUUCGUCAAUCUGCAUCCUCUGAAUCAAUCAGCUUUCUGCAACACCAUAAAAAGAUAAAGUGGGUACUAGAAUUACUGGAGGAGAGAGAACCCCAAUUA
Messenger RNA from Limulus polyphemus (Atlantic horseshoe crab), 1748 nucleotides. RefSeq lists its product as uncharacterized. The transcript has 3 exons. The record is from RefSeq and is a predicted model, not a curated record. Lineage: Eukaryota; Metazoa; Arthropoda; Merostomata; Xiphosura; Limulidae. The annotation marks the transcript as partial. Gene Ontology annotation, molecular function: protein binding.